AUGGAUGUUGAGCUUACCCAUGAGCAGUCCAAGGUUGUCGAGCUCGCGGAGGAGGCGCAGAUAUAUUAUGACGAACAUAUCAAGCCUUUGGUGAUGGCUGAGCAAGAAGCCGGAAAUGUGGCAACUUCUGGCAAGCACGUGGCCCUUGGUCGAAAAUUCUCGAAGGAGUUACUUGAAGACGAGACUGAGGAUAUCAAGACAGAGAUUCGUGCAAAGUAUGAGGAACAACUCACUCGUAAGAAGUGUGCCAAGCGUGGCAAGAACAUUCUUGACGACGACAAUGAUGACGACGAAGAGUUAGAUGCAGAGGCAAUCAUGUGGAUUUGUCAGCUUGGACUGCCACUCACGCAGAGAAGGUGUCAUCCUUCAGAAACACCUCAAGGCAACUCCUUCGCCGAGCUAUACCAGACGGCUGAUAGCGACUUCUUGGCAACCUUCCAGCAGUACGCGGUGUCAUGCAUGAUACACAAGAGGUGUGAUAAGGAAGGCAUAUUCAGCCAACAGACUUUCUUUUCAGCCACCAAGCAUGUUUUAAACAGGCUGACUCAACACACCAAAUGGCAUUGGCCUCCAAAAGGUAUAUAA
Molecule: messenger RNA, 585 nt
Organism: Suillus subalutaceus
Lineage: Eukaryota; Fungi; Basidiomycota; Agaricomycetes; Boletales; Suillaceae
Exons: 7
Coding region: 1-585 (194 amino acids)
Source: RefSeq, a predicted model, not a curated record